Osmerus eperlanus (European smelt) is the source of this 1422-nucleotide messenger RNA. It is a transcript of the gene fbxo36a, whose product is annotated as F-box protein 36a. The record is from RefSeq and is a predicted model, not a curated record. Gene Ontology annotation, molecular function: protein binding. NCBI's taxonomy places the organism in Eukaryota, Metazoa, Chordata, Actinopteri, Osmeriformes, Osmeridae. The transcript is spliced from 4 exons. The coding region runs from base 39 to 602 and encodes 187 amino acids.
UGCUUUUUUGUUGUCAUGGUAACAAUAUAGCGUCCAAAAUGGCUUCUUUACUUGGCGAACAAGUGUUUGAAAUAAGUGGUGUAGGUCCAUCGCCUUCAAAAGAUUUCUUUCAACUUGUUAUUACUAAAACCGAUGUGAUAUGGAGAUCAUGGAAGAUUUCCCUACGAGUAGAAUUCCGUAGUUCCGGACCUGGAGAAAUGAAGCAAUCCCAUGAGGAAUAUUUGCUUGAUUCUCGACUGCAGCACCAGGUAGGUCUGGUGUUCGGACAGAAGAUUCUACAGUACACCCUUGCACUGUGCAAGGGACACUUUGACUAUAUUCAGCUCCUGCCCAGCCACCUACUGCUGAGAAUAGUCUCCUAUCUGAAUCUAAAAGAUACAGGACAGCUUGCACAGACCACAGAGAAGUUCAGGAAGCUCUGCAACUCUCCAGAGUUUUGGGAGCAGAUUGUGAGGCAUCGCUGUGAUGAUUUCACCGCUGACAUGGAGGGUCUUGCCAAAGCCAUGGGCUGGAGAAAUAUGUAUUUAAAUUUCUUUCACAAGAAAAAAGAUCAAGAAGCUGUCGACAAUCAGCAGGGAGGUAGUGAGACACCAUCGGCUUAGAAAGGAUUACUCCUCUGGUAAUAAAGAUUUCAAUGUAAGGGAAGCUAAUGUGUUCCACUAAUAGGAUUUUCACAAAUUUUGAUGUUGCUUUUUGUGUGCAUAUUUUUUUACUUUAAAAUGCAGUGCCAAUUGAAGUAUUUUAGGCAAGUUAUAUUAUCCGAGUAUUAUAUUAAUGGGGCUGAAGGUCUCACUGUACCUUCAAAUGAAUGAUGUUAACCUUUAAUUGUUCAUUUGUUUAAUUGUUUCUCAAUGCCUUUGAUUUCUAAUGACAUCUAUAUGGCAUACACAGACCAUGACUGAUUUGAUGUGUGUCAUUGAUAAAAACAUGAAGGAAACUUACUACAGUAUUAACAAAUGUUAGACCAGUGAUUUGCUUUUCAGAAUAGCAAGGAUCAAAGGCAGCCUUGGAAAAAAUAACUUCCUGUUUUAAAAAUACAAACUUGAUUGUUCUUACGCCCCCUGCUGAAAAACAACUGAGCUGAAAGAGCUGUUGGCAUAGAAACAGGACUUCAGCUAUCCUCUAGCCAGCAGAGGGAGCAAAGAGGAGAGUCAGUGCAGUCAGAAAGUGGAUUAGAAACCUUCAACAAGGUGACAUGUGAAAAUGAGAGAUGACAUCAGUAACAAUUUUCCUUCAGAACCUAAUUAACUUUUAAAUGAAAGGUCCACAAAAUAUUAUCUAACCCCAUUUAGCAUAUGGUUCCAGAAACAGUCUUGAGACUGUAAUGUUAAGAUAAGGCAACACUGGUAAUGUGUGGCGCAAUACAUGUGAAAUAGAAUAAAACAUUGAUCUCAAUCCAAAACUAAAAUAACAUGAAUAUGU